Molecule: messenger RNA, 1892 nt
Organism: Oryzias melastigma (Indian medaka)
Lineage: Eukaryota; Metazoa; Chordata; Actinopteri; Beloniformes; Adrianichthyidae
Product: Cathepsin A-like protein
Exons: 11
Coding region: 152-1522 (456 amino acids)
Biological process (GO): proteolysis
Molecular function (GO): serine-type carboxypeptidase activity
Source: RefSeq, a predicted model, not a curated record
CAGCAGUCAUAUGACUGCAGUCUGGAAGCAUACGCUGUGUUUUAGUGAGUGCCUCAGCUGCAGAUGACGGUGGAGGAAGUCUAAAUACUUCCGUUUAUCUCGUCGCUGUGAAGUUUGUUGGGGUUUUGUUGUACUCUUGCGGCUCUCCGAGAUGCAUCUCGUGUUGUGUUUGCUGGCCGCUUUUGGGAUCGGUUCGCAGGCUCAGUAUGCUCCUGAUGAGGUGACAGAGCUGCCCGGUAUGAUGUUCAAACCCAACUAUCGCCAAUGGUCCGGAUACCUCCGGGCCGGACCCGGGAGGUUCCUCCAUUACUGGUUUGUGACUUCUCAAAAGGACCCAGCAACAGACCCUGUGGUCCUCUGGCUGAACGGAGGUCCAGGCUGCAGCUCUCUGGAUGGAUUCCUGUCAGAGAAUGGACCGUUUCACGUAAACGAUGAUGGAGCCACUCUCUAUGAGAACCCAUACAGCUGGAAUAAGGUUGCAAAUAUGCUGUAUCUAGAAUCCCCUGCAGGAGUGGGAUACUCCUACUCUGAUCAGACUUACACAAUUGAUGACAACCAGGUUGCUGAUGAUAAUUACAAAGCCCUGCAGAGCUUCUUCACAAAGUUCCCAAACUUCACCCAGAAUGAGUUUUUCAUCUUUGGAGAGAGUUACGGUGGAAUUUAUGCACCAACGCUCAGCCUGCGUGUGGCCACAGGAGAGGCCAAAAUCAAUUUUAAGGGCUUUGCAGUUGGAAACGGUCUCAGCAGCUUUGCUCUGAAUGACCAGUCCUUGAUAUACUUUGGUUACUAUCACGGCCUCUUUGGAGAAGAUUUGUGGCGUGAUCUCAACAUAAAUUGCUGUAACAAGUCAAACUGUACGUUUUACAACAGCAGUUCAGAGGCCUGUCAGACAAUGGUAAAUGUGGCCUUUAAUAUCGUGUACGAAACUGGACUCAAUGAGUAUGCCUUGUAUUUGGACUGUGAGGGUCAGCACAGAGGAUACGAGUUUGCUAUGAGACAUCUGUUUAAGACGUUCAAGAAACAACUGCACACCCACAAGCUCCCAGGUACUAGAACUUCCCCUCCGUCUCUUGGCGAGGUCCCUCCCUGCAUCAACAGCACGGCUCAGACGAACUGGCUGAACAGAGGCGACGUGAGGAAAGCUCUGCACAUUCCAGAUGUUCUUCCAAUGUGGGAUAUCUGCAGUGAUUCUGUUGGAGCGCAGUAUAAGAUUCUGUACUCCACAAUGAAGGUGGUUUAUCAAAAGCUGCUCUCUCUGGGCCUGAGGUCUCUCGUCUACAAUGGAGACACAGACAUGGCCUGUAACUUCCUUGGAGACCAGUGGUUUGUGGAGGACCUCGGAAUCAAGCCCACCACCAGAUAUCAAACGUGGCUUUAUGAGGACCAGGUUGCUGGUUUCUUCCAGCAGUUUGCAAACAUCACUUUCCUGACAGUGAAGGGUGCAGGUCACAUGGUUCCACAGUGGGCUCCUGGUCCGGCUCUUCAAAUGUUCCAGUCCUUCAUAACAAACACCUCCUACUAAGAUCUAAUCAGGACUGCAUUCUGCACACGUCAGCUGCUGUUUAUUUUAAGGGAAAAACAAAUCAGUAAAAGGGAAAAGGGACAUUUAACUGUGUAAGAAUCGUGAUGUCUAAACAACCCCAUGUGGGCUGGAAAUUUUUGUACAGUUCUUGGAAGACUUUUAAUAUUUGCAAAUGAUUUCUAUUGGCACAAAAUGUUCUUUAAAAUCUAAGCAGUGCCUUAUGUUUGUGGUAAAUGUGCAUGAAUGUAAAAUUUUCUUUCCUUAUCAGCGACAUCUAGGAGCUGGUCUGUAAAGUUGAUUCUUCACUGGUGAUGUUCAAAUAUUUGAGUUAAAACCAUUAGUUUUUCAAUUAAAAACACUUGAUGCUGUA